ACCCUCAGGUCACCAUUUCGUCUUCAUCACCACCAUCAAACGAUUUGAAGGAGAAAAAGCCCCAAAAAGCCCCCUCCCUCUCUCUCUCUAUCUGCUUUCUCUCUCUACGGGGGCGCCAAAAACCCUACAAUCGAAUUUUGGAUUGGGGGAAUCGGAGAUUCAGAUAUUGAGAUACAGGCCAUACCGGCGACACACAGGUGUACUGUACUAUCAAUCAAAGCGAGGAGAUACGUACACAGGUCGAUUGUUUUAUGUGCGAAAUCGAGUUCGGUUUGAUGUCCAUGGAGCUCCAGAACACUGUGAAGGAGGCCCUCAACGCGCUCUACCAUCAUCCUGAUGACGGCACCCGGGCGCAGGCCGAUCGGUGGCUCCAGGAAUUCCAGCGCACUAUCGACGCUUGGCAGGUUGCUGAUAACUUGCUCCAUGAUGCAACUAGCAAUUUGGAGACCUUAAUAUUCUGUUCACAGACCCUGAGAAGCAAGGUACAGCGAGAUUUUGAAGAACUUCCUUCUGAAGCUUUUCGCCCACUGAGAGAUUCAUUAAAUACCUUAUUGAAAAAGUUUCAUAAAGGCCCUCCUAAAGUCAGAACUCAGAUUAGCAUUGCGGUGGCUGCCUUGGCUGUACAUGUUCCUGCAGAUGAUUGGGGAGAUGGUGGUAUUGUGAAUUGGCUACGGGAUGAAAUGAAUUCACAUCCUGAAUUCGUGCCGGGAUUUUUGGAACUACUUACAGUAUUGCCAGAGGAAGUUUUCAACUACAAAAUAUCUGCUCGUCCGGAAAGACGCAGGCAAUUUGAAAAGGAGCUGACUUCUCAGAUGGAAGUUGCAUUGAGUAUCUUAACAGCUUGUCUGAAUAUUGGUGAACUUAAAGAGCCGGUGCUUGAGGCUUUUGCAUCUUGGCUUCGACUGAGGCAUGGGCUCCCUGGAUCGGUCCUUGCUUCUCACCCUUUGGUGCUUACAGCACUAUCUAGCUUGAAUUCUGAGCUUCUAUCUGAGGCAGCUGUGAAUGUUGUUUCGGAAUUGAUACACUACACCACAGCAGGAAGCUCUGGCGGUGUUCCGGUUCAUAUGCCUCUAAUUCAAGUCAUUGUGCAAGUAAUGAGUUUAAAAGCACAGCUGAGAGAUCCUUCGAAGGAUGAGGAAGAUGUGAAAGCCAUUGCUCGCUUAUUUGCCGACAUGGGAGAUUCGUAUGUCGAGUUGAUUGCAACUGGCUCCGAUGAAUCAAUGAUUAUAGUGCAUGCUCUGUUGGAAGUUGCUUCACACCCUGAAUAUUAUAUAGCUUCAAUGACAUUCAAUUUUUGGCACAAUCUUCAGGUUAAGUUGACCAGAAGGGAUUCCUAUGUUUCAUUUGGGAGUGAAAUCAUUGAAGCUGAAAGGAACCGCAGGUUGCAUAUUUUUCGGCCAGCGUAUGAGUCACUCGUUUCUUUGGUCAGUUUUCGUGUUCAAUAUCCCCAGGAUUAUCAAGACCUUUCCCAUGAAGACCUCAAGGAAUUUAAACAGACUAGAUAUGCUGUUGCGGAUGUUUUAAUAGAUGCUGCAUCGGUUUUGGGUGGUGACACUGCGCUUAAGAUUCUUUACGUGAAGCUUAUGGAGGCUGUUGCAAGUUAUGGAAAUGGUGAACAAAGUGAGUGGCGUCCAGCUGAGGCAGCAUUAUUUUGCAUCCGCGCAAUAUCGAAUUAUGUUUCCGUUGCUGAAUCUGAAGUUAUGCCUCAGAUUAUGGCAAUGCUUCCAAAACUUCCUCAGCAACCUCAACUACUUCAAACAGUGUGCUUAACAAUUGGAGCAUAUUCAAAAUGGCUGGAUGCUGCAUCAAGUGAACUCUCUAUUUUGCCUUCACUUAUAGACAUUCUCAUGAGUGGGAUGGGAAAAUGUGAAGAUUCCGCAGCAGCUGCAGCUCUAGCAUUCAGACAUAUCUGUGAUGAUUGUCGGAAGAAGCUCUGUGGAUGUUUAGAUGGUCUGUUUCAUAUAUAUCAUAGAGCAGUGAGCGGGGAAGGGCUAUUCAAGGUCUCCGCUGAGGAUUCAUUGCAUCUAGUUGAGGCACUAAGCAUGGUCAUAACAGAGCUUCCUCCUGAUCAUGCAAAGAAAGCCCUAGAGGCAUUGUGCUUGCCUGUUGUGGCGCCUUUACAGGAAGUUAUAAAUCAAGGUCCAGAAACUUUGGAGAAGAAACCUGCACGAGAGUUAACAGUUCAUAUCGACCGGAUAGCCUAUAUAUUUAGAUACGUUAAUCAUCCUGAAGCCGUGGCCGACGCUAUUCAUAGACUGUGGCCCGUUUUCAAAGCCAUUUUUGAUCUUCGUGCUUGGGACAUGCGGACGAUGGAGUCUCUUUGUCGAGCUUGCAAAUAUGCUGUAAGAACUUCUAAGAGGUUUAUGGGGAUUACAAUUGGAGCAAUGCUGGAAGAAAUCCAAUGCCUAUAUCAGCAGCACCACCAACCUUGUUUUCUAUAUCUAUCCAGUGAAGUAAUUAAGAUUUUUGGUUCCGACCCUUCUUGUUCAAGCUAUUUGAAAAACUUGAUUGAAGUGCUAUUUAAGCAGACCACCUGCCUCCUUACGAAUAUUAAGGAAUUUACUGCAAGACCAGAUAUAGCAGAUGAUUGUUUUUUGUUAGCUUCUCGGUGCAUUAGAUAUUGUCCUCGACUGUUUAUACCAUCUGAAGUAUUCCCAUUUCUUGUUGAUUGCUCUCUUAUUGGGAUCACCGUACAACACAGAGAGGCCUCAAAUUCCAUAUUGACCUUCCUAUCAGACAUAUUUGAUCUCGCAAAAUCGGGUAAAGCAGAACAUUAUUUGUCCAUCAGAGACAGUAUUAUUAUUCCACGAGGAGCUUGCAUCACCAGAAUUUUGAUCGCUUCAUUAGCUGGAGCACUCCCCAGCUCGAGAUUAGAGACAGUGACUUACGCUCUACUGGCAUUGACUCGAGCAUACGGGGCCCAAGCGCUGGAAUGGGCCAAGGGUUGUGUCUCAUUGAUUCCGUUAACAGCGGUGACGGAGGUGGAGCGCUCAAGAUUCCUUCAGGCCUUGUCUGAAGCAGCCUCUGGGGCUGAUGUUAACUCCCUGAUGGUCCCUAUAGAGGAGAUGUCAGACGUGUGCAGGAGAAACCGGAACGUCCAAGAAAUCGUCCAGGGAUGCCUGAGACCGCUCGAGUUGAACGUGGUCCCUGGGAUUUCCCAGUGAAAGAGGAAGAGCGAUUGCCAAUCACGGGAUCGGCCAUUUUGCUCAGGUCUCUUCCCGUGUUUUCUGAGUCUGUGGAAUUCACUCGUCUACCUUUUGUGUAUAAUCAAUCCCUUUGUAAUUCAUUUGCCAUGUGUUCUUCUAUUGUUAGCACAUUCUCCGAUUUUUUAGGAGAAUCUUUCGAGCCCCUUUCAUUCAUAUCCGAGUCGGGAGAGGAUGUGAUGCUCGGCUCUUUACUUUUAUCCCUGUAUAUUUAGGACGGAAGAUGUGAGGUUUGAUUCUACGCUUCCGAUGGUGUGAGUUUUCUCGGUUUUCUUUCGUUUUCUCACCCCAAUUUUCUGGGGCCAAAACUAUGGGUAUAGAGGUGUAACUACUUCCCUUUCCUUCCAUAUAAUGGAAAAAGAAAAUUCAAGCAUUGGA
Messenger RNA from Punica granatum (pomegranate), 3581 nucleotides. The record is from RefSeq and is a predicted model, not a curated record. NCBI's taxonomy places the organism in Eukaryota, Viridiplantae, Streptophyta, Magnoliopsida, Myrtales, Lythraceae.